AUGCUGUUAAACCCCGAACCCUAUGCGCUAGCUAGCUCGGUGUACACAAGCGAAAUGCAAAGUGUGCAUCUCUUUUGAUUUCCAUGGCGGUCAUUGGCUUCAAAUUCGUUCGCCAAUCCACUCUUCAUCUUCGUCCCACUCCCUUCCAAUAUCUUCGUAAGGCUGUGCAGAAAUCUAUCGUUGCGGUCAAUGCAUCCGAAACUUCCACAGACGAAAAUAGUGGCGGUGGUGUCUCAAUUCGUGAAGAAGGAAAUGAGAAAUCCCCUGCAUGGAAGAAGAUAGGUACCAAAGAGCUUGGAAUUCACAAUUCGUCCAUUGGACCCGCUGCCCGGAAGGUUCUAAAUGGGCUCAAGAAAAGGGGAUACGAUGUAUACCUUGUAGGAGGUUGUGUACGGGAUCUUAUUCUAAAGCAAACACCAAAGGACUUUGAUAUUAUAACUUCAGCUGAGCUAAAAGAGGUGAUGAAAGUAUUUUCCUGGUGUAAGAUUGUUGGCAAACGUUUCCCCAUAUGCCAUGUUCACAUGGAUGAUACCAUUGUUGAGGUGUCAAGUUUUAACACUGCAAGAGGCAAGAAGGGUGUGGAAUCGUCUCAUCACACGAAAGCACCUAAUAGUUGCGAGAAGGACCUUCUUCGGUGGAAGAAUUGUUUAAACCGGGACUUUACAAUUAAUGGGUUGAUCCUUGACCCAUAUGAAAGAGUUGUAUAUGAUUACAUGGGAGGAAUAGAAGAUAUUAGAAAAGCUAAAGUACGAACUAUAAAUCCUGCAGAUAUUUCAUUUCGGGAAGAUUGUGCUCGCAUUCUACGUGCAAUUAGAAUUGCUGCUCGCUUAGGAUUUAGUAUAUCUAAAGAGACAGCUCAUUUUAUCAAAAAUCUGUCUUCUUCAGUAUUAAGACUUGAUAAGGGAAGGCUCCUGAUGGAAAUAAAUUAUAUGCUAGCUUAUGGUUCUGGUGAAGCUUCUCUGCGGUUAUUAUGGAAAUUUGGACUGCUAGAUAUACUUCUUCCCUUCCAGGCUGCUUAUUUUGCUCACCAUGGAUUUCGAAGGAGGGACAAAAGGACCAAUAUGCUUUUGUCUCUCUUCUCCAAUUUAGAUAAGCUUUUGGCUCCAAACCGUCCAUGUUAUGGUAGCUUAUGGUUUGCAAUCCUAGCAUUGCACAAAGCAUUGAGUGAUCGACCAAGGGACCCCCUGGUGGUUGCUGCAUUUAGCCUUGCAGUCCAUAAUGGUGGGAAUUUGUUGGAAGCAGUGAACAUAGCAGGGAUGAUCAACAAGGCACAUGAUAUGAGAUUUCCUGAAUUAUUAGAUCCUUCUGGUAUGGAUGCAAAGGCAUUGGAAGCUGGGGUUAGGGAUCUUGCAGAGUCUAUUAGAGGGACACUGCUGCAAAUGACUGAUGAACAUUUUGUAUCUCAGGCUAUGGCCGACUAUCCUCAAGCCCCUCAUUCAGACCUAGUGUUCAUUCCAUUAGAAUUGUACGUAAAGGUAUUCAACAUUUUCGAAUGUGUGAAAAGGAGUGCUGUUAAGAGAUCUCUGUCAAAGCAAGGCAUGAAAAUUGAUUACGAGUCCUUAGCUAAUGGUGAUAUACAAGAAAUCAGACACGUUUUUGCAAGAAUUGUAUUUGAUACUGUGUUCCCACUUCACCAAUAUCAGGAUCAGGCAUUAAAGAGCAGCUCGGUUUCACAGGGAGGCUAGUUUGAAGGUUUUAUUAGAAAAAUCAUGUGAGAAAACACUUUGGUGAAAUAAGCAUUCUAUUGAGGGGAAUAGUCUGAUCAUAAUCAGAUAUUGGUGGAAGGUCUAAUUCCAAUUCAGAGAGGUAUUUGCAGAAAUUAUCUUUCAUUAAUUUUUUGCAACACUUGGAAGGGUACUACUCUGGUCUGGCAUCCGGGGCAUUUAACUCACAAGCUACAUAGCGAACGGAUAGUGGAGGAAGAUCGUAUUAUAUCAAAAAGUGCCCCCACCCCAAAAAGGCAGAAACAUUUGUUCUUAUUUUUUGUUUUGCGUCAAGAAUUCUGUAAAUGAUUGAUAUGGUGGCACUCUAAUCGUUGAGAUUAAUUUGGUGGUCCAUACUAAUUACUCAGUCCAAACGUGGCACUGGGGAAGUAUUGUUGCCAUUUAGAAGAGAAAGCAUAGAUUAAGAGUUUGUUUAUCAAGCACAAUAAGCUAGUUUAUACUGUAGCUUAUAAGCUCGGAUAACUAAAGAUUUGUUUGGUAACCUCAUUUUCUAACAAAUUUAUAGUUUAUUUUUGAGUAAAUAGUUAUUUUGUCCCACUAAAAUUGUACGGGGAAUUUACCCUCGCCACUAAAAAGAUUGAUGAUGGACAUUUCAGUCCUGAUAGUUUGCUCUGUUCUUGAAUCCAACGUGGAUAAUGAUCGCAUAUAUGGCAACUCCAGCUGUGAUCCACAUAUUUGCCACA
This is a messenger RNA of Medicago truncatula (barrel medic), 2407 nucleotides long. Its product is annotated as CCA-adding enzyme. NCBI's taxonomy places the organism in Eukaryota, Viridiplantae, Streptophyta, Magnoliopsida, Fabales, Fabaceae. The transcript has 14 exons. The coding region runs from base 84 to 1685 and encodes 533 amino acids. Gene Ontology annotation, biological process: RNA processing. The record is from RefSeq and is a predicted model, not a curated record. Gene Ontology annotation, molecular function: nucleotidyltransferase activity; RNA binding.